UGGACGAGCUUCCAGAGACAACGUAGCUCGCCCAUAUCGAGUCAUCAGUGCAUCACAAGCAUUCCAUUGAGACAGACGGUCGUGGUGCAAGUAAUAAUUCCAUUGAUUCAAGGGCAACGCAAUAAUGAGGCUUAACAGCAUCGUACCAAAUUUCAAAGUCGACAGCACGCAAGGCCCUAUCGAGUUUUACGAAUGGCAGGGCAACUCAUGGGUGGUUCUGUUCUCGCACCCCGCGGACUUCACCCCCGUGUGCACCACGGAACUGGGUCGUAUCGCGGUGCAUCAACCGUACUUUGAAAAGCGCAACACCAAGCUGCUGGCUCAUUCCGUCGACAAGCUCAAGGACCACGUGGACUGGGUCAACGACAUUAAGUCGUAUUGCAGGGAUAUUCCCGGCGCUUUCCCUUAUCCCAUCAUCGCCGAUCACGAUCGCAAGCUCGCCGUGCAAUUGGACAUGAUCGACGAGCAGAGCAAGGACGAUCCGGAAACUGCGCAGACUGUUCGCGCCUUGUACGUCAUCAGUCCGGAUCAUCGUCUGCGACUCUCCAUGCAGUAUCCGACUUCCACUGGCCGUAACGUCGACGAGAUAUUGCGUGUGAUCGAUUCGUUGCAACUCGUCGACAGAAGACCGGAAGUGGCGACUCCCGCCAAUUGGGUGCCUGGCGAGAAAGUGAUGAUCCUGCCGACGGUGAAGGAGGAGGAUCUCCCGCAACUCUUCCCGGGCGGCGUCGAUCGUGUAUCCAUGCCAUCCGGAAAAGUCUACGUUCGCACCACCACCGAUUAUUAAGCAAUCGAACGUUGUUCUCUUAACAUUACGCUGAAUAUUUUUACUUGCUUCUGAUCUUCGUGCCGAUACUUUUAAUUUAAUAUCAUAAAAGCAAGUAUAUGAGACUUGAAGGACAUUGUAUUCAUAAAAUUUUCUCUAAUAAAAUCAGCAUGUGACACAA
Messenger RNA from Linepithema humile (Argentine ant), 947 nucleotides. Its product is annotated as peroxiredoxin-6. Lineage: Eukaryota; Metazoa; Arthropoda; Insecta; Hymenoptera; Formicidae. Gene Ontology annotation, molecular function: peroxiredoxin activity. Gene Ontology annotation, cellular component: cytosol; mitochondrion. Gene Ontology annotation, biological process: cellular oxidant detoxification; cell redox homeostasis. The record is from RefSeq and is a predicted model, not a curated record.